UUCGCCAAAAGUUUGUUUUUGUUUUCGUUCAUGUUUUGUGAUGAAAAUUUUAUUACUAUUUUUUACUGAAACUUCCAGAUAAAUUCAGGAAAUUUAAUUUAUCUCUAUAUCCGCGGAUAGGGUCAGACUACUCAGAAACUAUUUGCAUACGUGAUAAAUCAGAAGGUUAUAUUCCAAUGUGAACGGUAAUUAUCUUUUUGAUAUAAAGACUUAAUUUGGAACGCAACACAGCCAAAUUUUAUUUUCGUAUCAAGUUCCCGUAAAACGCUGUGAAAUAUGGAUGCAGUGUUCCGCUAUGUUCACAGCUGUGAUGUUAAUCAAAAAUUUCAAAUCAAAAUCGGAACACUUGAAGGCGAGCAUCAAGCACAUUCCUUCGAAAAACUUCUGCAGCAACCUUUAUUGAAGUUCACCGGAAUGAAUUCAGAGAAAUGUCCACCUCUGAAGGUCAGUGUUCAGGUUUUUGACGACGGUCAACCUAUUGGACUUCCGGUUACAACGUCAUACAAAAGUUUCUCCAGUCGUUGGAGUUGGAACGAGUGGUUAAGCUUGCCAUUACUGUUCAGUGACCUUUCGCGAAAUUCAAUUCUUACAAUCACGAUAUAUGAUUGCGGUGGACUUCCAGGCGACGAUGUCAUUGUGGGAGGAACUUCUUUAUCACUAUUCGGUAAAAGUGGCGUGUUUCGGCAGGGACUCUACGAUCUUAAGGUCUGGCCAGAAUUAGAAGGUGAUGGCUAUUACAAUUCUAAAACUCCAGGAAAAUGUAACGAUAAUAAUCAAAUGCAGCGACUUUCGAAAUUGGCUAAAAAACAUAGAAACGGGCAAAUUGAAAAAGUGGAUUGGCUUGAUCGACUUACUUUCAGGGAAGUCGAACUUAUAAAUGAAAAGGAAAAGCGAAGCUCACACUUUCUUUAUCUUAUGGUUGAAUUUCCAGAAUUCACGAUUGGCGACAAAACGUGUUCUGUGGUUUAUUAUGAACCUGACGGAGAUACCAAACAUUUGUUUGUCUCGAAGCCCAAAUUGGUUACUGUUCCAGAUUCAGAGAUAUUCCAAGAAAAUUUAGUAGAACGGAAACACCACAGAUUGUCUCGCUCAGCUAGAUCUGGACUAUCUGAUCGCGAUGCUAAACCAACAGCAGGUGUACGUGAUUUACUUCAUUCAAUAGUGUAUCGUUAUUCGCCCACGUCAGUUUUGAGUAGUGAAGAACAAGACUUGAUAUGGAAGUAUCGCUUUUACUUAAGUACUCAGAAAAAAGCUUUGACUAAAUUUUUAAAAUGUAUCAACUGGGAGACAGGUACGGAAGUUCGACAAGCACUCGCACUAUUAGCCAAAUGGGCACCAAUGGACGUAGAAGACGCACUGGAACUCUUGAAUUCUUCCUUCAGUCAUCAAACUGUGAGGCGUUACGCAAUAUCGCGCCUUGACCAGGCUGCAGAUGAAGAUCUUUUACUUUAUUUGCUCCAACUUGUCCAAGCUUUGAAGUAUGAACACUUUGAUGAGAUUGUCAAAUCCUACAACAAGCUCGCAUUAGAUAGAGAUAUGCUCAAAUCGAUCGAAGAAAAUUCCAUGGAAAAUAAUUUUGAGGUUUAUCCAGAAACUGAUGUGACCUCAUAUGAUAUUAAAGAAGACCAGUCAAGUAUCAGAACUAGUAGCACCCUGGAGAAUACUCCUGUUCCUUCGAGUAUUUCAAAAGCAGUGUACAGUGAGGACAAUUCUGUACCUUAUAAUUUAGCUACCUUUCUUAUUCAACGAGCUUGUAAGAAUCCAACUUUGGCAAAUUAUCUGUACUGGUAUUUGUCAAUCGAAUGUGAAGAAGAAUCCGUGCGCAAACAAGAUGAACGCGUGAGAGAAAUGUAUGUGACCGUACUAAAAAUAUUCAUUCGACAUCUUUCCGGAGGGAAUGCAGAACUUAAAACCAUUUAUCAAAGUCUGAAGGAACAGCAAAAAUUUAUCGAUAAUCUGGUGAAACUUAUCAAAAUGGUCGCGAAAGAGCCUGGUAAUAGAAAAAAGAAAACUGAAAAAUUUCAAACGCUUCUCUCAGAUACUGACGCAGUGAAGAUGAACUUCACGAAGUUUGAGCCCUUGUCGUUUCCUCUCAAUCCAGAUAUACAAAUAAGAGGAAUAAUAGCGGAAAAGGUGACCUUAUUCAAAAGCGCUCUCAUGCCAUCGAAGUUAACUUUCCUCACGACAACUCCUACCGAGUAUGUGGCAAUUUUUAAACAUGGUGACGAUUUACGCCAGGAUCAGCUAAUAUUGCAAAUGAUAACACUGAUGGACAAACUUCUGCAGAAAGAAAAUCUGGAUCUCAAACUAACCCCAUACCGGGUGUUAGCCACUAGUUCGAAGCAUGGAUUUAUGCAGUAUAUCGAGUCGAUAACAGUGGCUGAUGUGCUGACAGCUGAAGGUAGUAUACUCAACUUCUUCCGUAAACACCAUCCAUGCGAAAGUGGCCCGUUCGGCAUCGUCCCGGACGUUAUGGAUACUUAUAUUAAAAGUUGUGCUGGUUAUUGUGUUAUAACGUACAUUCUUGGUGUUGGUGAUCGUCAUUUGGACAAUCUUCUGUUGACAGAUACAGGAAAGCUAUUUCAUAUCGACUUUGGUUAUAUUUUGGGACGCGAUCCGAAACCCAUGCCGCCACCAAUGAAGCUCAGCAAAGAAAUGGUCGAAGCCAUGGGUGGGCUGAACUCCGAUUACUAUCAAGAGUUUCGUAAACUUUGUUAUACAGCAUUUCUUCAUUUGCGACGACAUGCUAAUGUGAUGUUGAAUUUGUUUGGGCUGAUGGUAGAUGCAUCAAUUCCUGAUAUUGCUCUGGAGCCGGAUAAGGCUGUAAAGAAAGUUGAAGAUAAUCUACGGCUAGAUUUAUCGGAUGAGGAAGCAGUGCAACAUUUGCAAAAUCUAUUGGACAUUUCAAUUACUGCUGUUAUGCCGGCCCUGGUAGAACAAAUUCAUAAAAUUGCACAGUACUGGAGAAAGUGAUGGAAAAAAUGUGAUGUAUUUUAUGAACGUAAAGCUUACAAUUAGAUACUAACUAAUUAUCUA
Messenger RNA from Uranotaenia lowii, 3036 nucleotides. RefSeq names its product phosphatidylinositol 3-kinase catalytic subunit type 3 (gene Pi3K59F). The transcript has 12 exons. NCBI's taxonomy places the organism in Eukaryota, Metazoa, Arthropoda, Insecta, Diptera, Culicidae. Gene Ontology annotation, biological process: phosphatidylinositol-mediated signaling; phosphatidylinositol-3-phosphate biosynthetic process; autophagosome assembly. The coding region runs from base 277 to 2973 and encodes 898 amino acids. The record is from RefSeq and is a predicted model, not a curated record. Gene Ontology annotation, cellular component: peroxisome; endosome; phosphatidylinositol 3-kinase complex, class III, type I. Gene Ontology annotation, molecular function: 1-phosphatidylinositol-3-kinase activity.